CAGACGACUCGAUGAACCCGCGCGGAAAGGGCACGCUUCCUCUCGGCAAGGAGGGGCGGAAGCUGUUGACGAGGAUUGACCUCUAGUGGAAGGGCGGCCCAGUGGAAGAGAUAGGUAGGAAGUAACUGAGCCCCGUAAGCCGAUGGACUGCCUCGCAGCGCUUCUCCGAAUCCAAUUGGAAGUUUGGUAAACUUACUGAGAUUGCAAGCUGGUGCUCAGUCUGUGCAGACAUGCGCUUCAAUCCAUUGGGGUGAGGCAGACUAGGAAGACGCGCCCCAGGCUUACCUUGGAGACCUCGGGGACAUGCCAUUUCUUUCUUAUUUCUUUCCCAUGACAGAAGGGCAGGCGCAGCAGAUGAGUCAGCUCCUCACUAGCGCGCUUUUCGUUUGUUGUCGCCCUUUAUAUGGAAACUCACCUGCCCCUCCGACUUCCAACUUUCUUCCUUCUCCAGCACCUCUCGUCCAGCGCUGCCCACUGUGCCACAAUGGGCUUUGCUUCCUGUUCGCCCGCCCACGAGCUUCCAUCGCUUACCCAGCUGCCGCGCAACCCCGCGCUCGUCGUCGAGCCCUCACUUCACCGCGAAGCUCCCGUCUGCCAGAAAGUAAGUCACUCUCACCGCAUCCCUACCCACCCUUCCCCGGCGAUGAUUAGCCUGGCAGGCCCGCAUUCCUGCCAAGCACAUACAUUUGAACUGAGACGAACACCGCUCCUGGACUGCGCUGCCCCCCGCAGGCUCGACAGGCCUGCGGUUCCCUCGCGCAAGAAGCGUGCAAGAAGCCCGGCCGACUGAGCUGGCGGCGUGCGGUCUCUCCGUGGACGCGGGUUUUGUCGUUGAUCGUUUAAAGAGAGCUAUGAGCCGCUUGCUGUCUUGUCCUACCCACUGUCACUUUCGCAUUUGAAGCUCACUGGUUUUGGACUGAGACUGACGGUUUUUUUUA
Aplosporella prunicola CBS 121167 is the source of this 938-nucleotide messenger RNA. RefSeq lists its product as uncharacterized. The coding region runs from base 404 to 790 and encodes 128 amino acids. Lineage: Eukaryota; Fungi; Ascomycota; Dothideomycetes; Botryosphaeriales; Aplosporellaceae. The record is from RefSeq and is a predicted model, not a curated record. The transcript has a single exon.